GCCACUCUUAAUAAAGGCUUUUUAUGCUUCUCCAACAAGAAUUGGACAUGAGGUUGGCCGUUGGCCUCACACCCCUAACUGAAUUUAAUCAUGGUCUUCCUUACUUACACUACUUAUUCUUAAGCUGAGAAUGCAUUCAUUCAUCCGUGUGUGACAAGAACUAGCAGAGCAUAUAAUUCCAUUUCUCUGCUCACUCUCACAACAGUGACUGAACCUGUUAGCCAAAGUUUCAUUUGAAAAUGGUACUUCCCUGCCCUGCCCAAAUACUAGUUGGCCUCUCCUUAGACCCAGAUGACAGCAAGGAGCUUCUCUCAUGGGCAAUAAGAGUUCUAGCCAAUCCAAAUGACACCAUUGUGGCUGUGCAUGUUCUUGUUGCUGCGGAUAAGAAGAAGCGUGUCUCAGUCAGAAGAAGGCAAUCACAACUUAGGCAGGCAAAAGCAUAUGUUAUAUCUGUGCUUGGAGAAUUUGCACAGUCCAGUUGGUCUAAGCAGGUUAAUUUGGAGGCCAGGGUGGCACUCAAUUCCACAGUUGGUGAAGGUUUAGUGGAGGAAGUCAAGUCCAUCAAUGCUGACUAUCUUCUUAUCCGUGGCUCAAGAAACCGAACAAAUAAAAUUGGAACUUCUAAAGGAAUCACCAAGUAUUGCUUUGAGCAUGCACAUGAUGGGUGUACAAUGGUCUCAGUUGGGAGACGUACAAAGGCAGAUCAAAAUGCCAAUUCAAACUCAACACGUUUUCAAGCAGAUAAAAAACAACCAAGUUCAAGAUGGUUUAAGAAGAAUAACCAAUAUGGCAAGGGUGCCUCCCCUAUUCUGGAGGAUUAUAUAUCAGGAACCAAGGCUCAGAACCGUUCACCAAGAACAGUACUAGAUGGUCUAGAGGGACAAUCGAACAGCACUGAAGAUGAUACUUUUAGCACUAGGGUCUCAAGCACCACAAAUACCCCAUCAUCGGAUUCUAAGAGGCGAUCCAAGAUAAGAAAACCACAGUUCCCAUUCAGGUUCAUAGUCUCAUUCCUUGCUUCACCAUUUAGAAGCAAAAACUUUAGCAUAUCCAAAAAUGAAAAGCGUCAGCCUUUGUUGAAGUGCUUCAGCUAUGAACAGAUUUCCAAUGCUACCAAAGACUUCCACCAAGAUAAUUUGGUUGGACGAGGUGGGUACUCGGAAGUAUACAAAGGUGAUCUUUCAGAUGGACGAACCAUUGCUGUGAAGAGGUUGGCCAAGGACAACAAGGAUCCUAACAAGGAAAAAGAGUUCCUUAUGGAAUUGGGUGUUAUUGGACACGUCUGCCAUCCUAAUACUGCAACUUUAGUGGGCUGCUGCAUUGAAAAUGGGCUUUAUCUGAUUUUCAAUUACUCUCAAAAUGGAAAUUUGGCAACUGCACUGCAUGGUAAAGCUGGAGAUCCACUAGACUGGCCAAUCAGAUACAAAAUUGCCAUUGGUGUUGCAAGGGGCCUUCAUUAUCUUCAUAAAUGUUGCAAACACCGAAUAAUUCACCGUGACAUCAAAGCUUCUAAUGUUCUUCUGGGUCCUGAUUAUGAACCACAGAUUACCGAUUUUGGGCUUGCAAAGUGGCUUCCUAACAAGUGGACUCACCAUGCUGUGAUCCCCGUGGAGGGCACAUUUGGAUACUUAGCACCAGAGUACUUUAUGCAUGGAAUCGUGGAUGAGAAAACAGAUGUUUUUGCAUUUGGAAUUCUACUUUUGGAGAUUGUAACUGGACGGAGACCUGUUGAUUCUUCAAAGCAAAACCUUCUCCUAUGGGCAAAGCCUCUGAUGGAAUCAGGGAAUAUUGCUGAGCUAGCUGAUCCAAGAUUGGAAGGCAAGUAUGAUGGAGAGCAACUCUAUAGGGUAGUGCUAACGGCUUCAUACUGUGUGAGACAAACUGCCACGUGGCGUCCCCCAAUGAGUGAGGUAUUAGAGCUGCUAACUAGUGGCCAAGAGAGUGAGGUUGGAAAGAGCUGGAGGAUCCCAAAGUUCACUUCUGAUGAAUUGGAUGAUUACUCCAUGGUUUUCGGAUAUGAUGUACCCUCAGACGUAUCUUUGGAGGAUUAUCUGUGAGAAUGAAAUGUAGGGUUCAGUUUCAAUUUUCUUUUCCAUACUCUAUAUCUUAGGUUUGUGGUAGGAGUGAAGUAAUAAGCAUUAGAUCAGAGGCUUGUUCUUUAUUUGCGUAACUUAUCAUAUGACUCUCUUUUUUGUUGUUUAUUUUGUACACCUUAGUCUAGUCUGUCUUGGUUGAGCAAAUACGAACUUUUCUAUUUUUUUGGAGUUGAAGGGGAGGAUUAUAAUUUUUAUGAAGAUUUUAGGGAAAUAUUGUUAAUACGAAAGACAUUCUUGUCUGUGCCAAGUUGUUGGUAUAAAAAAUUUAGUUUGUCUUUGUUUUGAUGUA
Glycine soja is the source of this 2385-nucleotide messenger RNA. Its product is annotated as probable receptor-like serine/threonine-protein kinase At5g57670. Gene Ontology annotation, biological process: protein phosphorylation. Lineage: Eukaryota; Viridiplantae; Streptophyta; Magnoliopsida; Fabales; Fabaceae. The record is from RefSeq and is a predicted model, not a curated record. Gene Ontology annotation, molecular function: protein kinase activity; ATP binding. Bases 240 to 2057 code for a protein of 605 amino acids. The transcript has 10 exons.